This is a messenger RNA of Carassius gibelio (silver crucian carp), 11586 nucleotides long. RefSeq names its product zinc finger ZZ-type and EF-hand domain-containing protein 1. The transcript is spliced from 54 exons. Gene Ontology annotation, molecular function: zinc ion binding; ubiquitin-like protein ligase activity; calcium ion binding. Gene Ontology annotation, biological process: regulation of synaptic plasticity; protein ubiquitination. The coding region runs from base 182 to 9361 and encodes 3059 amino acids. NCBI's taxonomy places the organism in Eukaryota, Metazoa, Chordata, Actinopteri, Cypriniformes, Cyprinidae. The record is from RefSeq and is a predicted model, not a curated record. Gene Ontology annotation, cellular component: postsynapse.
CAAAGUUUUUUUGCUGACAAAUAUGACGUCAGCUGGCGGAGCCCGUCAAUGCGGUAGUGACAGCGGAGGAGCGCUCUGACUGGGAAAAGCACUCUGGACUAAUCAUCCCUGACACUAAAACUCAGUUGGAACCUGGGCUGAAGGCGGAAGAGAGGAAGAGAGGCCUAGGCCGUAGAACACCAUGGGGAACGCGGAGGGCGGCUGCGGCGCCGGGAGCGGCGACGAUGACGACGACGUAGAGACGGAGAGUCCCGUGUUCGCUGAGGGCAGCCCGGCCCCUGCAGCCACAGGCAAUAGGUCCGGCAACGAAGGAGGAGGUGGUGGCGACAGCGGCGGUGGAGGUGGUGGUGAUGGAGGAGGAGGAGCAGCGGCAGGCUCCGGUCCGGGGACAAGUGGAAGAGGUUCAGCGAACCUGCCGUCCCCGAGCUAUGGACUCCCCACUGCUGAAGCUCUGCUGGAUCAGGUGAAGCUGCGAGAGGCAGCGGCCCGUAUGAGCGACUCAUGGGUCGCCAUUUCGGAGUCGGUGCUGGCGCGCAACGAGAGCGCUCUGGUGCGCUGGCUGGAGGAGAGGCAGAGCCGCGGAGAGGAGUCCGUCACUCUGGAGCAGUUCUGUGAGAUGCUGGAGAGCAGAGACGCGCCCAGAGAUGACUGCGAGGAGGCCUUUGGUCAGUUUGAUGCUGAGGGUGAUGGGAUUGUUGAUGUGGAGAACAUGCUCACGGCACUGAAAAACUCCAAUGGAGCCAACCUGCAGGGAGAACUCAGUCAUGUGAUCAGGCAGCUUCAGGCGUGCUCUUUGACACCAGGGUUUGUGGAUAUCUUCUCCAAGUCCAAGGACCGUCUCAAAGCACAUGCCUCCAAAAUCCUAAAAUUCUUGCACCGGAAUCGCAUCCCCAGCAGCGCAAUCCCAUUCCCUUUGCUGGAAGGCUACAACAGCAUCUGCACCAUGAGGUCAUCAGUAGUGCAGGACUUCCUGGAUUACCUGCUACAGAAGGAGAAAGGUGAUCUAGACGUCCAGUACAGAGCUGAGCUCAAUCAUGACCUAGAUAUGGAUAAAGUUAAGGUGGUCACCCAGUGCUACAGCUUCAUCGAGGCUUCGUCCAAUAGUGCCGAUAUCAACAAGCUGACCAAUGGUGAGACCGUGUCUUUCUGGCAGUCGGACGGUAGUGCUCGCUCACACUGGAUAAGGUUAAAGCUGAAGCCAGACAUAGUUUUGAGACGCCUGGCCAUUGCGGUAGCAUCUAAUGACCACAGCUACAUGCCGCAGCUGGUGUCUGUAGCUGUAGGAAAGAACCGGCACUCCCUGCAGGAGAUCAGAGAUGUGAGGAUCCCCAGUAAUGUGACGGGUUAUGUACCGCUACUGGAUAACGCCAACAUCAGCCAACCUUAUAUUCAGAUAAACAUUAAGCGCUGCUUUAGCGAUGGCUGUGACACACGUAUUCAUGGUUUGAAGACAAUGGGCUACCAGAUUACCAAGAGUAAAGACGUUUCAGUCUCUGAUGCCUCAGCUAUAUGGUAUCUGUCGCUCCUCACGUCUCUGGUCACCGCUUCAAUGGAAACCAACCCUGUGCUUGCGCAGACCGUCCUACAGAGCACACAGAAAGCCUUACAGCACAUGCCGCCCCUGUCCUUAACGCCGUCUUCAAUGGAGUUCCCCAAAUUCCUUUCUGCAAACAUUCUGGAAGAGGUGGAUGGCUUUUUACUGCGCAUAGCAGCCUGCUGUGUGUCUCCUGACGCUGCGCUGACUUUGUUAGCAUUUGCUCUGGCUCGAGGCAGCGUGGCUAAAGUCCUCAUCUCUUUGUCUGGCAUCUGUGAGCAUCUGGACUCAGAGUACAGAGCUUCUUCACUGCUGGCCUCUAUGGCAUCGGUCCGGUUAAGACUACUCUACCGUAAUGGUAAAUCCAUCCAGCUCCAUCUGCAAGCAUGUGAUGUGAAGAGUAAAGAGGAGAAGUCUGGCCCAGAAAACAUGCUGACGGAGCCCAACACUGGAGAUGGUUUUCUGACAGAGAAUGGAAAGAGGAAAGCCAGUGUGAUUCUGUCUACUGAAAACCAGAGCUGCUUCCAGGUCACACAGAUCAAGAUAAAAGUGCGUAAAGGAGCUAUUGGUGCUAAAUGUGGCUUGGUGUUUGCCUACAAUGACAGCGAGGCAUUUGAUGCAGAUAAACACUUCAAAAGAUUCAAAAAGUAUGACAGCUGGGACUACAAAGACUAUAAAGAAUUUGCCCAAGACAGCGCAAUGAUAGCAGAGACCAGUGAAGACGAGCCCAUUGGCUGGUUUGAGGUGGAAGAGGACUGGAACGACGUGGAGAUCAAGCUGCAACAAUGCAGAGUGUCAAAAUUUCUGAUGGUGAAGUUCCUGUGUGCCAGGCAGGACACAGCAGAGCGGCUGGGGGUUCAGCAGAUGUGUUUCAGUGGUUAUUUGUGUCCAGACUCAGAGCGGCUGGAGGAUGUGGACGAUCAGAGCGCUCAGGCUGAGGGGAGCGUUUCAGGCCUGGUUACGGGGCUCACACUCGUGAAGAAAACCCUUUAUUUCAUCCAGCAGCUCACCAGAGAUAAGAGCCUCUGUAAAGAGAGCUGUAUGAACCCUGAGCCUGUGUUACAGGAUGUGUCUCUGUCCAAGCAGAAGUCCCUGCUGGACGUCAGUGACCUCAACCUGCUGCUGUUCUGGGACUUCUACCACAAACUCAGAUCUAUUGAGGGAGAAGAGGCCAUGAAGACAAGAGUUCUCCUGCUUCAGCUGCUCCAGAACUGCUUCCCAAUGCUGCCCAGCCUGACAGAGUCCCAGUCGUCAGACAUCACAGCAUCACCCUCAGCCAGCACAGACGUGGAUCCUGCAGAAGCUGUCGGAGAGCUCUACAGUCACUUGUGCCAAGUGGUGGACGGCCCUGAAGGACAGACUGUAGUGGAGAAAGCUCUGAGAAAAGAAGCUGUGAAAGCCAUCCUCAGUGGAGCUGCCAUUUUCUUCCCUGACAAACAGAGCCGGAGGGACAAACUAUUUCACAUGAUGAAAAACAUAACCGAAGAAAACCAGCCAGAAUCUGUUAAACUGACAUUUGAGUCUCUCUGCAGUUACUUCAGCGAUUGGGACCCGAAAGGUCUCCUCUUGCUGCCCCCUAAAGGACCCCCGUCUGACUUUGACAUCACACCUGUCCUGACCGUCAUGGACACGCUGCUCAUUGUGGCCACUAGAGAGUGUGAGGUGUUGAUGUUGGAUUCCAGAGGAGGGUCCAUUUGGAGGGUCCUGCUGUCUCUGUUCUGGGCUUUACAGGGCAGCCUGCUGUCCUGGUGCUUCCUGCAGCUCAAAGGAGAAACGGCCAGCUCUGCUGAUCUGGCCAGGGAAAUCCUGCUGAAAUAUGUGGAACAGUUCCUGUCUGGUACCAGAGACAUACUGAGUCCUCUUAUUAAGCGCUUCUCUGGAGCUGACAUCAUAGAGAAACUCAGUGGAUCCAUUCUUGCCAUGGCAACAAGACAGCUGACAAUCUUCCUGCUGGAGCUGUGCGCUCUGGAUAUUCCUCACUGUGUGCUGCUCAAGAGAUUCUAUCCUCUGGCAGACCUGCUCAAGAAGCUGUCUAGUGAUACAGAGGACAUCAUCUCUAAGGUUGAUAUGGAGGGCUGUCAGCAGACUCAGCAGCCUGUUGUAUUAAGGACGUGGCAUAUGGAGUCACCUCAUAACUAUGAGAAUAGCAGACACGAGACCACCGUCUUUGUGUGUCCUGGUGCCACGUCCUUCGAGGUGGAGUUUGAUGAACGUUGUGAAACCGAGAAAAGGUAUGACUAUCUGGAAUUCACUGAUGCUAGGGGAGGAAAAGUGCGAUAUGAUAUGAAGGUCGGCACGGAGAAAUGGCCAAAGAAAGUGACAUUUAAAGCGGGUCCCCAGCUGCAGUUUCUGUUCCACUCAGACAGCAGUAAUAAUGAAUGGGGUUACAGGUUCACAGUGACAGCAUAUGGCCUGGCAGACGUCACCGCGUCCUGGACCUCAGAUCUGCAGCUCCUCGUGUCCAGGCUAAUGGGCCGUCUGGCCUCCCGCACCAUGGCUUUGAAAUCACCUUACGAGAUCCGUGGUGUAAAAGAGUUGCCUGCAGCUUUGAUGAACCAUGUCCUGUCCUGUCCUCUGUGGAAGCCUAUGUUCAGACAUGGUUUAAGUGGACUUCUUGGUGAAAAGAAAUUAGCCCUGGCACCAGACACCGACCAGGAAGAGCCAGCUCCUUUGGGAGAUGAAUUGGUGGAAUUCCUUAAGGACUUUGCUUGCUGGGAUCCUUCGCAGGAUUCUUCUGAUGGCAGGACAGAGUUAAUGAGGGCCCUUUUGUUGACCUGCAAGAAGCAGCAAAUCAGGAAUGAGAUUGCUGCAGGCUCAAAAGUGGACCAGGCUGUGAACGCCACCUGGGCGGCCAUGGUGUAUCACACACCAGCACUGCACCACAGUCUUAGGAGCUUUGUUGCUAAAAACGGCCAGAGCAGUCUUAGCGAGGACCUUCUGCAGGUCUAUGCCCUCGCCAAUGGCAUCAGAACGUGGAUGUUGGAAAUGAAACAGCGCUACCUUAUGGGUAAAAUGAAUGGAGUAGAGGAAAAAGAAGACGGACAGAAUGAGGUUACGAUGGAGUCACUUGCUGAAAUUUGCAUCAGUAGAAGUUUGUUCCUCUUCCGAUUUAGCCCGAGUGGUGGAGCCUCUGCACUUCUGGAACAAGAGCCUUCCAGACCAGAAGAUGGCGCUUGUGCUGCUCCUCUUUUUCGAUCGGUUUCCAUUUCAGAGGGAGACUUCCAGCCCAGCGCCUCUGUUCCCUCCAUCUCCCAGACCCCUGCGGGAGCAGAAGCAGCAAGGCCCUCAGGGGCCAGUCAGCGUGACCAGACGUCCUCAGCACCAGUGGAUGCUGGACCUUCCAGCAGCAUCAGUUCUCAGGGUGCCAAGGGCUCCACGGAAAGUCUUCAGUCUCAAACAGGAGAGCCUCUCUCCCCGUUAGCCUUCCCACGUAAAGCACCUUUCAGUCGGGGCUGCUUGAGGCUCCUUUCCUUACGGUCUGUAGAGGAGCCUCGCAUGACACCGCCUGUUAAAGAGCGCUUCCCGAUCCUCAAACACAUCCUCAGCUUUAUGAAGGACAUGGUCAUUAAUGAGAGCAGUGUUCUUCAUACUCUGGCUCUGAAGAAGGCCCAGGCUCUGAGUGUGUGUGAGGUGCUGGAGCUGGUCCAGCAGUGUAUACUCACCCUGGGGAAACCGCACGUCUUCCAGGCACCCUGUAUUUUGUUUCUCCAGGAACUCUUAGCAUGUCAGAAAGAUUUCACCAAUUACUUUUCUCAGUUGUUGGGCAGCGGACAGGAGAUGAGGGAGCUGGUCAGACACUCGUAUCAUCUGCUGGUUCUCAUGCUAGUAGAGGCCGUGCAGAGCUUCAAUGCACUGAACGAGAAGGCCCUGCUGCCCGCCCUGUCAUGUGUGCAGACAUGUCUGCUGCAUUUGCUGGAUAUGAGCUGGGAAGCAGAAGACUUGUCGCUGUUUCUGGACAUCAAACUGCCUGAUCUUCUGCUCACCAUGUCCCAAGAAAACAUCAGUGUGCAUGAUAUUGCCAUCAGCCAGUGGACGGAGGAGGAUGAGAUCACUGACUACGAGAGGAACACUGAAUGGAUGGAUGAGUGUUUGGAUGGCAUGUUUGAGAAGUGGUUUGACAAGAUCAGCCAGGCCUCAGCGGAGGACAAGAGAAAGAUGCACAUGUUCAUUGCACGCUACUGCGACCUGCUGAAUGUGGAGAUCUCAUGUGACGGCUGCGGACGGAUCGCACCGUGGCAUCGCUACCGGUGCCUGCAGUGUACAGAUAUGGACCUGUGCAAGACCUGCUUCCUCAGUGGUGCUAAACCAGAAGGCCAUGAGGAUGAGCAUGAGAUGGUGAAUAUGGAGUAUGCCUGUGACCACUGCCAGGGCCUUAUCGUGGGCAGCAGGAUUAACUGUAAUGUCUGUGAGGACUUCGAUCUCUGCUUUGGCUGUUAUAAUGCCAAAAAAUACCCAGACAGCCACCUGCCCACCCACCGUAUCACAGUGUACCCUAUGGUCACUAUUCGCAUCAGUGACCGCCACAGACUCAUUCAGCCCUAUAUACAUAACUACUCCUGGCUUCUUUUUGCCGCACUUGCCCUGUUCACAUCCGAGCUGAUCAGCGAGAAAGCACAGGAUGGAGAGCCUUUGAAUGAUGUCACGCUCGGUUACGCUAGGGCACUGCAAACCCACUGCUCUGACAUCAUCAAUGAUUGCCUUCUGAAGGGACAGACUGGGAAAGGUUUGCGAGCCUCUGCCCUGCUGUCACUGCUUUCUUCAAACGAAUCGGCCACUGAGAGUGAACUGUGUCCUGCGACGGCUGGAUCUUUUCAGGACAUCAGCAGCACAGACACCUCCUCACUUCCCAGCAGCACUACAGCUAUCUGCUCCCCAACGCUACCUACAGACAGAAAACCACAAAAGCAGGAGCCAGAUACAGAAGGGGAUGAGAAGAGGAGGAGGAAGCUUGUCUCUCAGGAUACGUCAGACUCAUCCAGUGCAAGUCAGACACCCUCUGUGUCCAGUGAAGACACGCUGUCCCCUGGAGUCAGAGUUUCAGAGUCAAGUGGAGAUACGAUCACAUCUCCUACCUCGGAGAACAUGGACGCAUAUAAGGACCAGGAGGAAAAGACAGCCCGGGGGCCGCUACAGGAACAUGUGUUUGCCGAAUGCUCCAGAGAGAGGAUUCUGGGAUUGCUGGCAGCCAUGUUGCCUGCAAACAAACAGGGCAGCUCACUAUCUUUGUCCAGCCUGAGUCCCAUCCUGCCACUGCUGUUCAGAGUGGUCAUCUCCAACGCCGGCUGUCUGAAUGAAACAUACCACCUGACACUAGGCCUUCUGGGACAGCUUCUGUUAAGGAUCUCUCCUGCAGAAGCAGAUGCAGCUGUGGCAGAGGCACUGACAGACAAAUUUGAGUUACUCACCCUCGGGGAUGGAGUAGCGCUUGAUGUUCCUGGCUGGAAGACCACUCAAUUGCUCUUCAGUCUGGGAGCAGUGUGUCUAGACAGUCGGAUCGGUCUGGAUUGGGCGUGCUCUGUGGCAGACAUCUUGCGAAACCUGAACAUUUCUUCUCAGUGGUGUGGUGUUGCGGCAGCGUUCACUGAUCACUGCAUCCAGCAGCUACCGCAGCAACUCAAGAGAACCAACCUCUUCACUUUGCUGGUGCUCGUGGGAUUCCCCGAGGUGCUGUGUAUGGGGACCCAGGCUGUAUUCAUCGAUAACGCCAAUGAACAACACAACGUGAUUCUCCUCAAGCACUUCACUGAGAAGAACAGAGCUGCUGUGGUGGACGUCAAGACUCGUAAGAGGAGAACAGUGAAAGACUACCAGUUAGUCCAGGCACAUGAGUGCAGCAGCAGGAAUGAUGCAGAGUCUCAUGAGGGGCAAGCCGUGUCCCCGACCUCUGCCCUCCCGAGCCGCUUCCUGAAGAACUUCACCUCUAUUGUGAGUCACCUACUGCAGGUCGGGGUGGAGAGCAGCGCCCAAGAUGCUGUGGAGGCCACCUGGGUGCUCUCUCUUGCUCUUAAAGGACUUUACAACACUCUCAAGAAGCAUGGGGUGGAUCAGGCCCAGGAGGCCAUCCAGGGCUCUGGCCUGAUGCAGCUUCUGGUCCGUAAGUGCAGCAAGGGCACAGGCUUCAGCAAGAUGUGGCUUUUGCGAGACCUAGAGAUCCUCUCCAUCAUGCUUUAUUCCUCCAAGCGAGAGAUCCACUCCAUGGCAGAGGACACAGACACCGAGACCGAUGGAGAGAAGGAGAGAGAGAAAGAGAAUGACUCGGAUCACUCCAGCUGCUGCGCUGAAGAUGCCGAUCCAAACAGACCGGAUCCACUGGAAGGACUGGAUGAAGAGACAAAGACCUGUUUCCAGAUUACCCAUGAUGCUCUUAAUGCCCCACUGCACAUCUUGAGAGCCAUGUAUGAGCUCCAGAUGAAGAGAACCGAUUCUUUCUUCCUUGAGGUGCAGAAGAGGUUUGAUGGUGACACUAUAAAAACCGACGAGACUAUUCGUACACUGGCACAGAAGUGGCAACCAUCUAAAAGACCUCGUUCUGAGGAAAGAAGUACCAAGGCUGUGGAUACUGAUAUCAUCAUUGUGCCCUGUGUGUCUAAACCCACCCGGUGUGAUCGAGCCACCGAAGAAGCAAAUGUGGUCACACAGAAACUCAUCACCAACACCGAGAGCGACUUCCAGCUGAGUUAUGCCAAACAGCGGCGCACCAAAAGCUCAGCUCUGUUGCAUAAAGAGCUGGAUGCUCGCAGUAACAAAGCAGUGCGACAGUACCUUUUCAAAGUGAAUGAAGCCAUUGCUAUUCUGUACGCACGUCACGUGUUGGCGACGCUGCUGGCCGACUGGCCCUCUGACGCUCCCAUCAGAGAGGAAGACCUGGAGCUGAGCGGAGCUUCUCACAUGGCCUACAUACUGGACAUGCUCAUGCAACUAGAGGAGAGAGCCAUGUGGGAGAAGAUCUUGCAGAAGGUUCUGAGUGGCUGCAGCCAGAGCAUGCUGGGUAAUCUGUCGCUGACAGCAUGUCAGUUUAUGGAGGAGCCAGGAAUGGCUGUGCAGGUCCGUGAAUCCAAGCACCCCUACGACAACAACACUAACUUUGAGGAUAAGGUGCACAUCCCUGGAGCCAUCUUCCUGUCUGUGAAGUUCGACUCUCGCUGUCACACAGAGGAAGGAUGUGAUGAGCUCCUCAUGGCCAGCAGCGGUGACUUGCUGCAGGACCUGCACACGUUCAGUGGUUCCCACCGGAAAUGGACCGACUUUGAGAUUCCAGGGGACACUCUCUACUACAGGUUUAUAUCAGAUAUGAGUAACACAGAAUGGGGCUACAAGUUUACUGUGACUGGUGGCCGUCGAGGCAGCUUCCAGACUGGGUUUGAGAUCCUGAGGCAGAUGCUAGCAGAUGAGCAGGCGUUGACUCACCUCCCGCUGACUGACAUCUGGGAGUGGCAGGUGGGCGUGGCCUGUCGGCAAACAGGAAGCCAGCGGCUGAAAGCCAUUCACCUGCUGCUACGGCUUCUGCAGUGUCCGUCUCAAUGGGGUUGUGACCUUAAACUUCUGCGGCCGCUGUGGCAGCUCUUCACUACUAUGGAGAGCGGUUUGAUUCAGGACCCCACCAGCAUCACAGUCCUCCUUCCUCUCCAUCGCGCUCUCACGGAGCUCUUCUUCAUCGCUGAAGCCAAGGCCAUGGAGCAGGACGUUCUGCAGGAGUACCUUCUUGCUCUCACUACCAAUGAACAGCUAGUAGUGCGCACUGCACAGGCGCUGAAGAACAUCGCAGCCAUCAGCCUGGCCAUUAAUUACCCAAAUAAAUCCACUAAGCUGCUCAACCUGUCCCCAUGAAAGAGGGAUGAAAGAGAGAUCGAGAUGAGAGAAGGGAAGCUUGCCAGAGGCCUAUGGGAAUGGCCUUCUGCGCUCGACAGCUGCGGCAGGAGUGGGCCACAUAUCGUCUUCCAGAAAAACCCACCCCUGUGCUGUUUAAUCAUAAAGUGGGGGGCACUGCAAUCUUGUGUCUCUUAAUAAUCGCUAUUGCUCUCCCCAACCCCCCCCCCCACACACACACACAGUUUAGUGGGCUGUGCCAAAUUUGUUUUCUCACCCAUAAGCACAAGUUUUUUUUCCCCCAUUCCUUCACUUUCUUUUUCGGAAAAGCCACCGUGGGCAAGACAAUCGAUCAAAGUGAAAGCAGGUCACCUUUCCCUGCCUCACACACUCUCCCUGGACACGUUGCCUAAAAAUAAAAAGUUGCCGGCGCAGUCUCAUCCUUCAAAGUGGCCCGAGACUAUGUAUACGACUAAUUUAUCGAUAUCGAUGCGAAACCAUGGGGCCUUCUCUCGGUUCACUCUCAGGGGAGCCUGAGCUGAUGUUUGUUCAGUUCUAGCAGCUAGCAGUUACACUUGAAAACCAUAUGCUUCUAGACAAAUGUCAGAUGAAAAAAAAAAAAAAAAACGAGUUUAACGUGCCAUGUGAGUCCAGAAGGCGCCGUUUGCCUUACGAGUGCAGCUCAAAGUGAUCGCGAAACUGAUUGGGGGUCAGUUAGCACUAACACGUCCUAGUAAGAGGAAUGUCAGCGCUUGUCGUCCAUUGUCACGUCCCAGAUUCUCAACUCACUCAUAAUGCCACAUACCACCAGGAAAUCUAGAGCAUUAUGUACAGAAAUCUCAUUUUUUGUUGUGCUGCAUGCAAAACUGGACUAAACCAUAUGUCCAUUACUUUUAGUGACACAUCAGUUGGUGUGUUCUGUAAUAUUAUGGCAGUCGGAGAAAUUCUGUUUGAUCGGUUGAUCGACACAGAAGUGUGGGUUUAGUGGGAUGGUCUUAAGGUGCAGAACUUGAUAAUCAUAAUCUUCAUUGAUCUAGUGAUUGAGACGUGCUAGUAUUUUAACUGGUGAAAUGGAUACGGUUAUGGAAGUUGUGUUGCUUUAAAAUAUCCAUUUAUUAAUAUUACAGGAACAUUAUUGGGUGAAUUUUGAAUGAAGCGUUUGAUUGGCUAAUAGAAAGAUUUGUUGCUGUUUUGAAGGUCAGGUAAAGGCUGUUCUUAGUUCUAACCAAUGUUUAUCUGAAUGAUUUUUUUUUUUUUUUGGCCAAACAUUUCAGUUUUUUUGUAUUUUUUUGUUCUUGACCGGGGUAUACAGAUCUCUGAUGAUUUUUUUAGUUCAGUUUGAUUUCAUUUUAGUGAAAUUGAGGAAUUUAGACAGAUGGUUAUUCAUGCCAAAGAAUCAUUAUAGUUUUAAAUAGAAGCAUCUAACGCUAAGCAAUUCCUAUUUAUCUUCCUGAAGGAGGCUCUAAUGUUGGUGUGGUUGGUGGUGGUGGUGGUGGUGGUGUUAUAAUUUAAAAGAAGGUUGAAGUGUUGGGCUCCAGCGACAGACGCAGAUCCUUUAGUCCUCACUGGUUUUGUUUACAUGAGUUCUAGCAUGAGCGCUGGCUACAUUUAGUGCUGCUGCUCAGCCUCUGUUCGGGUGGGUUUCAAAAUGUGUCUGCCAGGAGAACUUCCUGUCACUUUAAAGCCUCAGAUAUUAACAAACGAUGUGCCUAUGUUAAAAAUGAAGCAAUCUUCAUUUAAUCUUCAUAUCUUUGUAAAGGUCCUCUCUUCAACUAUAUUUUUAAAAGAAAAUUAUAUAGGUUAAUUUGGAGCACUUUCUAUCUAUUUUAUUUUUAUGAAUGUCUUUUUUUGUUUCAGAGCUCAUGGCUUCAAUUUCUUUGAAUCUGACAUGAAUGUAUAUAGUUGUGAAUAUGGAUAAUUGCAUAAAUAUUUCAUAUAAAAAUGAUUUUUCAUGUCAGCCCCCCAGAUUAAGGAAAUUUCAGAAUAGUGUACUAUAUAGUUGGAAGUUUACACUUGAUCCUUUUGAAUUGAUUUGCUAUGUCACACACACACAUACACACACACACACACACACACACACACACACACACACACACACACACACACACAAACACAAAGGAAACCACAAAACUGCUUUGGGUUGAUUGUGUAAUUGUUUUUAAUUAAAAAACAAGAUAUGCAAAUUCAUGUGCCUGGAGUUGUCCCUCUUUUUUAGGGAAACUCACUUAAAAGUCUAAAGAUGAAAA